UUGGCAACACUGGUAAAGAUUUCCCGCCAUGCCGGAGGAUUUGGAGCCGGGCGUCAUCAGGAAGCUAGACGAGGUGGUGGUCAACCGCAUAGCCGCCGGAGAGAUCAUCCAACGACCUGCCAACGCUCUGAAGGAGCUGCUCGAGAACAGUUUGGACGCCCAAUCGACGCACAUCCAAGUGAAUGUAAAAAACGGCGGCCUGAAGCUUCUCCAGAUCCAGGACAAUGGCACGGGCAUACGACGCGAAGACCUGGAAAUCGUCUGCGAGCGUUUCACCACCUCCAAGCUGGCACGCUUCGAGGACUUGGCCCAGAUAGCCACCUUUGGCUUUCGGGGCGAGGCCCUGGCCAGCAUCAGUCAUGUGGCCCACUUAAGCAUCCAGACGAAGACAGCAAAGGAGAAGUGCGGCUACAAGGCCACUUAUGCAGAUGGCAAACUACACGGACAGCCGAAGCCCUGUGCGGGCAAUCAGGGCACCAUAAUCUCCAUCGAGGAUCUGUUCUAUAAUAUGCCCCAGCGGCGGCAGGCAUUGCGUUCGCCGGCGGAGGAGUUCCAGCGCCUAUCCGAGGUCCUGGCCAGGUACGCUGUCCACAAUCCUCGCGUGGGCUUCACCCUCCGGAAGCAGGGGGAGGCACAGCCUGCGCUAAGAACUCCUGUGGCCAGUUCCCGGACAGAGAAUAUACGUAUUAUCUAUGGCGCAGCCAUUGCCAAGGAGCUGCUGGAGUUUAGCCAUCGGGAUGAGAUGUUCAAGUUCCAGGCCGAGUGUCUGCUUACACAGGUCAACUAUUCGGCCAAGAAGAGCCAGAUGCUGUUGUUCAUCAACCAGCGACUGGUGGAGUCGCCAGCUCUCAAGACCGCCGUGGACGCGGUGUAUGCCACCUACCUGCCCCGUGGCCAUCAUCCCUUUGUGUACAUGAGCCUCACGCUGCCGCCCCAGAAUCUCGACGUGAAUGUGCAUCCCACCAAGCAUGAGGUGCACUUCCUCUACCAAGACGAGAUCGUUGAGCGGCUCAAGGAACAGGUGGAGGCCCGUCUUUUAGGAAGCAACUCCACCAGAACUUUUUACAAGCAGCUGCGAUUGCCAGGAGCCCCAGACUUGGAUGAAACCCAGCCAGGAGACAAGACGCAGCGCAUCUAUCCCAAGGAACUCGUGCGCACCGAUGCCAGCGAACAAAAGCUGGACAAGUUCCUCGCUCCUCUGGUGAAAAGUGACUCUGGGCUGUCCUCCGGCUCCUCCCAAGAGGCUCCUCCGCUGCCCGAUGAGAGUUUUCGCGUGACGGCGACGAAAAAGUCCCGAGAAGUGCGACUAAGCAGCGUGCUGGACAUGAGGCAGCGUGUGGAGAGGCAGUGCAGCGUCCAGCUGAGAAGCACCCUCAAGAACCUGGUCUAUGUCGGCUGUGUGGACGAGCGGCGGGCCUUGUUUCAGCAUGAGACUCACCUUUAUCUCUGCAACACGCGAGCCUUCAGCGAGGAGCUCUUCUACCAGCGACUCAUCUACGAGUUCCAGAAUUGCCAGGAGAUCAGCAUAAAGCCCUCACUUUCGCUCAAGGAGCUGCUCAUGCUAGCGCUGGACAGCGAGGCUGCUGGCUGGACGCCCGAGGAUGGGGAUAAGGCUGAGCUGGCGGUCAGUGCCGCGGAGAUUCUGCAGAAUAAGGCUCCCAUUAUGCGAGAGUAUUUUGGUCUUCGCAUUUCGGAGAAGGGAGAGCUCGAGUCACUGCCCAGUUUGGUAUCCCAGCAUCGUCCCUGUGUGGCCCACCUGCCUGUGUACCUGCUGCGCCUGGCCACUGAGGUGGAUUGGGAGCAGGAGGCCAGUUGUUUUGAGACAUUCUGCCGGGAAACUGCUCGCUUUUACGCUCAGCUGGAUUGGCGGGAUGGUGGGAGGACGGCGGCAGGCCAUCCCAGAUGGACCAUGGAGCAUGUACUGUUUCCAGCUUUUAAGAAGUAUCUUCUGCCAUCUCCACGCUUAAAGGAUCAGAUUUAUGAACUCACCAAUCUGCCUACGCUUUAUAAAGUGUUUGAGAGAUGUUAAUUAAGUUUUGAGAAGUAUAAAGUAUUAUGUUUGAAUUUAAA
This is a messenger RNA of Drosophila kikkawai, 2070 nucleotides long. It is a transcript of the gene Mlh1, whose product is annotated as DNA mismatch repair ATPase Mlh1. Gene Ontology annotation, biological process: mismatch repair. The record is from RefSeq and is a predicted model, not a curated record. Gene Ontology annotation, molecular function: ATP-dependent DNA damage sensor activity; ATP hydrolysis activity; mismatched DNA binding. Gene Ontology annotation, cellular component: MutLalpha complex. Lineage: Eukaryota; Metazoa; Arthropoda; Insecta; Diptera; Drosophilidae.